CAAUGUAGUUUUCAUUCUAGCUAUGCGAACAAUUAUAUCGUGAAUGAAAUCAUUCAUUGUGUUUUUAAGAACAUAUCUAACAUUUUUAACCUAUAUUCAUGUGGGCGACGGUCACGGUUCAGUGACACUGUCUUGACACACGAUAUUUUCUUACGCCCUUCGUUAAUUUCGCGGAGGAUUGUUAAUUCAGUAUUUGCACAGAAAGUCCACAUUGGCUUAUUUUUUUUAACUAAAAUUAAAGUGGUAAUACUACGGAUUCGCCAUGAAUAAGAUGUUGUUAUUGGGAAUUGCCCUGACGGGUGGUGCAUUGUUGCUGUGUAUUGUUGCGACUGCUAUACCAUACUGGUGGAGCAGCGAUGCCGUAGAUGUCGGACUGUUCCGUGUAUGCGGAUCAACGAUACUUGGAAACAAAUGUUUGGAGUAUAGUGACACUCCUGACUGGUUGGACGCAACACGUGCUAUGAUGAUCUUGGCCAUACUAUCACUCGGUGCGAGUAUCUUGAUGUCCAUUCUGUUUGGAUUUAUUAUGAAGGAGAGGCAGUUUCUGGCUAUAUUGUCAGCAUUGUUAUGCUUUGCUGGGGCUGGGCUUACGAUACUAGGCGUAAUCAUUUUUGGAUCAAAGCAUCCUGGCGACUUAUACAAAGUACUUUACGGAGAUGGAUCCCUCCACGCAGGCUUCGGAUUGGCGAUAAUAGCCGCCAUAGCAGCUGGGGUGUCCGGCAUGGUUGUUUUUUUAGCAAAGGGUAGAAACGUUUAGAUGCAUCAAGUUAAACAGAACCUAACAUUUUAUAUAAAUCUAAGCUUUAUCUAAACUUAUUAAAUCAGGUCAUUUAAGCUUUCAACUGUCAUAAUGUUUUUGGGAUGAAAGGACGCUGAUAGUAUGACGUCACUUCAAGAAUGCUGUUAAAAUAAGAGGUUAGACACAGUGCUUGCUGUUCAAGAUGUCAAUAUUUUAAUUGCAAAUGUAGAGACAGUUGUUCAUUUAUUAAAAGCAGACGAUCUAUAUUUUUGGAGUAACUGGAGUAUUCAGUUGCAAUGGUUGGUUACCAAUUAGUUUCAUUAGGUGUGCAAAAUGUUAGACCUGUUUUUAACUACAUGGAUAAUUAUAUUGCUGUCAUGUAACGCUGUCUGUAUGUAUAUGCCUAAGUUAUUUACCGACACGCUUUUUUUAAAUAUAGACUUGUAAACAAAUUCCCUUAAUAUUAAAUGAUAUUCAAUACAUUUUUAUAUCUUGGUCAUUUAAUCUUUUUUUUUUAAUUCGUCCAAUAAUAAUUCAAACGAACGAAGUCUGUAUUGAAAAAAAAAUGCAAGCAGGAGAUCAAAAUGUUUAUGAAUGUGAAAAAAUCUAGAUCUCAACGUAAAUAACUGAAAACGCAUAAAUUGUAUUUUCAAAAGUCUUUAAUUUUGCUGAAGAAAUUAUCGUAUCAUACAAUUAUAAUCUCAUUAACAUUACGUUCACAUUCUUUUAUUUUAUUAUUUUAUUAUUGCUACAUUUCUAAUGAAUAUUAUAUGCAUGUAUUUUACUUUUACUAGUAUAUUAAAUAUAAAUAAAGUA
Molecule: messenger RNA, 1555 nt
Organism: Ruditapes philippinarum (Manila clam)
Lineage: Eukaryota; Metazoa; Mollusca; Bivalvia; Venerida; Veneridae
Exons: 4
Coding region: 263-757 (164 amino acids)
Cellular component (GO): plasma membrane
Source: RefSeq, a predicted model, not a curated record